UUGUUUCUGCACGGUAGUAAUUCUGCGAACACUUCACGUGUGAUUGUGUGUUGACCUUUUCUCCAUCCUCUGUAUGGAUUUGUAACUUUUAACUGUAAAUGUAGGAGAUAAAAAAGCGCAGGUUAAAGUUGUAAAUAUGGCUCUGAAUAAAAUACAGACGUAUCAUGGGAGUAUGUUCAGGUGUCUUCAGGAGGUGAUAUCUCAGAGAUGUUUACUUGCUGUGUCCUCGAUUCACACCACAAGCCCUCAGUCAAACUCCAACAGUUGCUCUGUGGUUCGCUGCAGCAGACAGAAAUAUGAGCGCAUGUACCCGGUCUUGCUCGUGCGUCCAGACGGCUCCACCAUUAAUAUCAGAUACAAAGAACCCCGGAGAAUUAUAAUGAUGCCUGUGGACAUUUCAAGUCUGUCAGAGGAGGAGAGAAAGGCCAGGAUCCGAAAGAGGGAUCCUAAGAGGGGAGUGGUUAAACGAAACGAUGAUGAGUUUGAAGAUGACUUUAAACUGGAGGACUACAGCAAGUUCUGGAAAAAAACAUGAACAGGCUGGCUUGCUUCAUUCAGCAUGUGUCUUUCAGAAGUAAAGAUGGGCAGAGGUUCACCAACAUAAAAUUGUGAAGACUUAUGAAUAUCUCAUCAUCUACAGUACAUAAUAUCAUCAAAAGUUUCCAAGAAUCAGGAGAAAUCUGUGUGGAAGGGACAAGGGUGAAAAUCAAUAUUGCAUGCCCGUGAUCUUCAGGCCCUCAGGUGGAACUGCAUUAAAAACAGGCAUGACUCUGUAAUGGAAAUCACUUCAUGGGCUCAGAAACACCUCCAGAACUCAUUGUCUGUGAACACAGUUCGCCGUGCCAUCCACAAAUACUGGUUAAAGCUCUAUCAUGUAAAGAACAAGCCAUAUGUGAACAUGAUCCAGAAACGCUGCCAUCUACUCUGGGCCGAAGCUCAUUUAAAAUGGACUGAGACAAAGUGGAAAACUGCUCUGUGGGCGGAUGGAUCGAAAUUUUAAAAUCUUUUUGGAAACCAUGGACACCGUGUCCGCUAAACUAAAGAGAGGGACCAUCCGGAUUUUUUAUCAGUGCUCAGUUCAAAAGCCUGCAUCUCUGAUGGUAUGGGGGUGCAUCAGUGCCUUUGGAUUGGGCAGCUUGCACAUCUGGAAAGGCACCAUCAAUGCUGAAAGAUACAUGCAGGUUUUAGAGCAACAUAUGCUUCCAUCCAGAUUCCAUCCCAUCUCUACUUCUGAAAGACUCUGCCUCUCUAAGAUACUCUUUUUAUACCCAAUCAUGUUAUUGACUUGUUGGCAAUUAAUCUAAUUAGUUGCAAAAUGUUCCUCCAGCUGUUUCUUUUUAUUAAAACUUAUUUUCCCAGCC
This is a messenger RNA of Ictalurus punctatus (channel catfish), 1361 nucleotides long. It is a transcript of the gene mrpl55, whose product is annotated as mitochondrial ribosomal protein L55. Gene Ontology annotation, biological process: translation. NCBI's taxonomy places the organism in Eukaryota, Metazoa, Chordata, Actinopteri, Siluriformes, Ictaluridae. The transcript has 4 exons. Gene Ontology annotation, cellular component: mitochondrial large ribosomal subunit. Gene Ontology annotation, molecular function: structural constituent of ribosome. The coding region runs from base 137 to 535 and encodes 132 amino acids. The record is from RefSeq and is a predicted model, not a curated record.